AGCGCUUUCUCUCUGGAACACAGUCAAGAAAUGAUUAGCCCGGGUUUGACGUGUGUAAACAGGGUUAAAGAGCAAAGUACUGACCCUUUGAAACAGAUGAGUUUCAGUGUGUCCGAGUGUCUACAUUCAUAUGGUAUGGAUUAUAAAUUACUUUGAUUUGAAACAGGUUUGAUCUGUGUUGUAGAACAUUCAGUAUGGAGAGUCCACAGGAGACGGUCAUGCGGAUCUCACAGGAGCUUGGCUGUAGCCCCACGUCACGCAGGGCGGCAGAAUAUCUAGACCAACAUGAUGAGAUCGGACACCUGCGACAGGAGUUUCUCAUUCCUAAAAUAUCUGACCUGCCAUCAUCGGAGUUGUCACUGGUGGAUGGUUCUGAAGAUUGUGUUUAUUUCGUGGGCAAUUCUUUGGGUUUACAGCCAAAAAGUGCUAAAAAAUAUAUUGAUGAGGAAUUAGAAAAAUGGGCCAAAACGGGUGUUCAUGGUCACACGGACGGUUCACGGCCUUGGGCCUGGGCUGAAAACGACUUAGAGGGUCUGAUGGCAAAUGUUGUGGGUGCUAAACAAGAGGAAGUGGCUUUGAUGAAUGGAUUGACCGUCAAUUUACAUCUUCUAAUGCUUUCUUUCUAUAAACCGACUCCAAAACGGCACAAAAUUCUUCUGGAGGACCGUGCCUUUCCAUCGGACCACUAUGCCGUGGGAUCUCAGAUUCGUCUGCGAGGGUUCAGUCCUGAUGACAGCAUGCUGCUUAUGAAACCCAGACAGGGUGAAGAGAUCCUAAGAACGGAGGAUAUCCUGUCUGUUAUCGAGCGGGAGGGGGACAGCGUGGCUCUGGUCAUGUUCAGUGCCGUUCAGUAUUACACCGGUCAGUUUUUCGACAUGGAGGCCAUUACAAAAGCAGGACAUGCUAAGGGAUGCUUGGUGGGAUUUGAUUGUGCUCACGCUGUAGGAAACGUAGAGCUGCGACUUCAUGACUGGAACGUGGAUUUUGCCUGCUGGUGCUCCUAUAAGUACGUGAAUUCAGGGGCAGGGGGUUUGGCAGGCGCUUUUAUACAUGAGAAGCACAUGGACACAGUCAGACCAGCGCUGGUGGGCUGGUGGGGACAUGAACUGAAAACCAGAUUCUUGAUGAACAAUGAAUUGAAGCUCCAGUCUGGUGUUAAUGGAUUUCGUCUGUCAAAUCAGCCAAUCUUAUUAGUGUGCCCCCUACAGGCCAGUUUAGAGAUUUUUAACAAGACGAGCAUGAAGGACUUGAGGACGAAGUCUGUGCUUCUGACAGGCUAUCUGGAGUACCUCCUCAAACAUUACUACAGCAAAGAUGAGUCAAACCCAGACAAGGCCUACAUUGAGAUCAUCAGUCCGUCAGAGCCGCAGGAGAGAGGCUGUCAGCUGUCCAUCUGCUUCUCACUGCCCAUCAGACACGUGUUUAAAGAGCUGGAGAAGAGAGGAGUUGCGUGUGAUAUGAGAGAGCCAAACGUGCUGCGGGUCGCUCCUGUCCCUCUGUACAACACCUUCACUGAUGUGUAUCGCUUUAUUACUGUUCUGGGAUCAGCUCUGAGCAACUGUAAUAAACUCCAGCGAAGCUGAGCGCUGAUUCAACUUCUGGACCCCUUUGACAGGAUAUUAAAGUGUUCGGAUAAUCAGCGAUCAGUUGAAUCAGUAGUUGUGUGAAUCAGUGUUUAAAAAUGGCCAGUAAAGAUUCAUCUUCAAUUCACUUUCUAUUUUGUGUCUUUUAAUAGAGAAAUUGUGCGUAUGAUGAGGAUUGCAGGAGAUCAUUUGAAUAUAAAGAAAGACUAAUAAGAGCACAUUGGUGACAUUGAGGUUGUUAACUUUCUUGUGAUGAUCUGGUGACUCAUGUGUUUGUUGUAGAGUUGCACACAUCAUUUUCCUGAGUUGUUCUUAUCCAAUUAGAAGAGAGUUUCUGACAUGUGCUCCACUGACGGAGUGAGUCGCUUUGACUGAUGUCUUUUCCAUUGUUACACAUUGUUGGCAUAUCAAUAUGCAGAUGGUAAAUGGAUGAACCUGAUGAAAUUGUUAAGCAGGGACGCAUCUUAACCUCAAAACUGUUUAAAAAACAACAAGACAUUGAUUCAUUUACAGUGUUUGUUAAAGGAUCAUUUUAUAGCGUGUAACAAUAUUGUGGUAUCAUAAAUGUAAAUGACAGCAUUUUCAUUUUUGGGUGAACUGACUUUUAUUCCUAUCUUGCCCUGUAAGAACCUGGACACAUUGGCCCUUGAAGAAAAAUGAUGGGGGAUGUAAAACACACCAAAUGGGCCAUAAAAUAAAAUAAUAUUUUGUUUUAACAGUGCCUACUACAGUAUAUAUUACAUGUCAGCACAAUGUUUAUGUAACUUAUUUUAUAUAAAUUUGGUCAAAAUGUAAUCAUUUUUUUGCUAACAA
Messenger RNA from Triplophysa rosa, 2396 nucleotides. It is a transcript of the gene kynu, whose product is annotated as kynureninase. Gene Ontology annotation, cellular component: cytoplasm. The record is from RefSeq and is a predicted model, not a curated record. Gene Ontology annotation, molecular function: kynureninase activity; pyridoxal phosphate binding. The coding region runs from base 195 to 1583 and encodes 462 amino acids. The transcript has 13 exons. NCBI's taxonomy places the organism in Eukaryota, Metazoa, Chordata, Actinopteri, Cypriniformes, Nemacheilidae. Gene Ontology annotation, biological process: NAD+ biosynthetic process.